This is a messenger RNA of Capsella rubella, 1014 nucleotides long. RefSeq lists its product as uncharacterized. The record is from RefSeq and is a predicted model, not a curated record. Lineage: Eukaryota; Viridiplantae; Streptophyta; Magnoliopsida; Brassicales; Brassicaceae. Bases 150 to 935 code for a protein of 261 amino acids. The transcript is spliced from 3 exons.
AUAGCAAGCAACACAAGAAAAUAUGGGCCUAAUUAUAAACAGAAGGACCCAAAUUGUGGCCCAGAUCCAAAGUAUUGGUAAAACGGUGUCCACAAAACUGGCGCAAGCAGAACCAUGCAACAGAGCUCCUCGACCUUUUGACUUUGAUAAUGGCAGUUUCUCCGAAACACUUCCAGGUUCCUUCAGCUUUCAGGCUUCCUCCAUCUUCUUUCUUCAUAUCCACGAUUAAAUCGUCUCCACUCUCUGUAACUGCUUCAACGAGUCCAUUCUCCACAAAAUUUGGCUGUAUACGCGUUCGUUUCAGCCGACGAUCAAUCGUCAGAUACAACGAUUACGCCGGAGAAGAUGAAGACUUUAGUGACGAAGAGAAGGAAGAAGAUUGGAGCUUUGAGGAAGCAGUAGCGCUCUUCAACAAGAGAGAUUAUUACAAAAGUCACGACGCGCUCGAGGCUCUUUGGAUUCAAGCUGAGGAGCCAACUCGAACCUUAUUCCAUGGGAUUCUUCAGUGUGCUGUUGGUUUUCACCAUCUUUUCAACAGCAACCAUAAAGGAGCGAUGAUGGAGUUAGGAGAAGGAGUCUGUAAGCUGAGGAAGAUGAAUUUCCAAGAUGGACCGUUUCAUGAAUUCGAGCGAGAUGUUUCUGCUGUUCUUGAAUUCGUUUAUCAAACUCAGCUCGAACUCGCUGCUUGUUCAGAAGAUAUGUGUGUGACGAUGGAUCAAUCAGACAGGUCUUAUCAACUCUUGGGAGGUUAUGCAGCUGGACAGAGUAUAUACAGCUUAGAGACUUUGGUUGAUUUUAACAAUGGGAUGUCUGAAACAACUUCCAUACUCUUCUCUCCUUCAAGUUCCUCAUCUGAGCCAACACGGGUUAAGCUCCCUACACUAACCGCUACCGAUAAGCAUCUUAUUGAUCUUACAGACGACAAGAGAUUCUAAAAAGAAUCGAUCAUAAUAUAGUAUCUGAUAUGCUGCAUUCAACAAUUCGAAGGUAAUAGAAGAAGAUCUCAUUACUCUG